Molecule: messenger RNA, 1353 nt
Organism: Theileria equi strain WA
Lineage: Eukaryota; Apicomplexa; Aconoidasida; Piroplasmida; Theileriidae
Exons: 1
Coding region: 1-1353 (450 amino acids)
Biological process (GO): RNA 3'-end processing
Molecular function (GO): nucleotidyltransferase activity
Source: RefSeq, a predicted model, not a curated record
AUGGGAUUCUCUUUUUGCACACGGCACCUAAAGUAUGUAGGUAAUACGGCUUCUGCAAGGCUCUCGGGUUAUUUUCAUAAUAGAAGUAGAAUAUUCCGAGCUUGUUAUUCCACUCCGCAAGGAAGUAGCUCUAGCAUUACUCACCAAAGGGUAGAAGAUUAUACAUCUGCGGACAUUUUUGACGACGAGGAUGAGUCCUUAUAUCCACUAACAACAGAAGAUUUGAACUACCACAACAUUAGAAGUAGUUCUUUUAAUCAUAUAAACUCAGUUCUAUCGCAAAAGAAGGAGCAUUACACAGAGGAUGGUGAUGACUUGGAAGCUUUGACAAAACCAAAGUUUACUAUAAACGACUUGACAGCCAAGAAUGAAUGUAUAAAAAAUUACCUGGAGCCAUAUUUACGCGAAAGAGUGAAUGAUAGAUGCUCUGUUGCAGUAUUUGGCAGCGCUAUAACUGGGCUAUGGACCCAUGGAAGCGAUUUGGAUUUAUGUGUACAAAUACCAAAUGUCAAUUCACGUUCGGCAAAAAUCCGUAAUUUAAGAUGUAUUGUAAAGGUACUUUCUCCACUUGCUCCAACGAGAAAAUUUGAACAAAUAUUCAAUGCAAAAAUACCAAUCGUGCACUGGAAGCAUACUGGUGGUAAAUCUUUAGAUUUGCCUCAUAACUAUUCUGAAUUCGCACUUGACGCAUACGAUGGAGCAUCAAUUGACAUUGCUAUAAAUAACAAUCUCGCUGUUGUGAAUAGCUCACUUAUAGGAGUAUAUGUAUCAAUAGACAUAAGAGUUCGCAGUUUGAUUAUAUUUUUGAAAAUGUGGGCUAGAAACAAAAAUUUAAAUGAUAGAUCAAAGGGAACUAUGGGAUCUUUUGCAAUAUCUCUAAUGGUUAUACAUUUUUUGCAAAAUUGUAGUCCUCCAAUACUUCCCUCUCUACAAGACCUAGCAUUUUCUACUAAUGAGAUUCCUAAUUUCGUCUCUGGUUUUGACUGCAGAUUUACUACAGAUACUAAAAAGAUAGAAGCAGAACUACGAUAUUUACGUAACAACGGUCCAGAGAACACACUUUCAUCCAGGGAACUACUCAUGCAGUUUUUCAAAUAUUUUGGUUGGUUUCAUCUCCAUUCUUCAAAGAAACCGAUUUGUAUAAGGAGUGUAGAUUUUAGCGUCUUCGACGAUUUAUUCAAUGAUUUUAAAAAGAAUCCAUCGAAUGAACCAUUUUUACAUGUAGAUAAUCCAUUCGAGGUUGGGAUAGAUGUAGCAAAUAUCGCAGUACAUGAACGCAGUAGGAUCAUCUCAGAAUUUCGCAAGGCAUACAAGUUGUUAAAGGGAGGAAAUUCCGCUAGUUCCCUUUUGUAA